This is a messenger RNA of Cotesia congregata, 1926 nucleotides long. Lineage: Eukaryota; Metazoa; Arthropoda; Insecta; Hymenoptera; Braconidae. The record is from the annotation of a GenBank genome assembly.
AUGGUGUUGCAGAUUGACUCAGUGUGGGGUUGGGCGUCACCCCCGUUGCGCCUACAACUAGCUGGAGGUAGCCGAGGGGCCUCGGGAAACGUGGCUGCCCAAGCAUCCUCUCAGAGGAUGGGUGAAAUGGUCGUUGAACGAGCUCCAUCGCCGGCACGCCUCAGUCAUACUUCCGAGAAGCAUCCUCGUGCUACCUUAACAGAAUUGAAUGUAUUGAGACGGCAUCGAGAACUCUGCGAUGUUGUACUGAAUGUUGGUACCAGGAAGAUAUUUGCUCAUCGAGUUAUUUUGUCAGCAUGUAGUCCUUAUUUUAGAGCAAUGUUUACUGGAGAAUUGGCAGAGUCACGGCAAACAGAAGUCACAAUAAGAGACAUUGAUGAAGUUGCUAUGGAGCUUCUGAUUGAUUUUUGUUAUACAUCUCACAUAAUUGUUGAAGAAGCUAACGUUCAAACACUGCUUCCAGCUGCUUGUCUUCUACAACUCGCUGAAAUUCAAGAUAUUUGUUGUGAAUUUUUAAAACGACAGCUGGAUCCAUCAAAUUGUUUAGGAAUCCGAGCAUUCGCUGAUACUCAUUCAUGUCGCGAAUUAUUGAGGAUCGCUGAUAAAUUCACUCAACAUAAUUUUCAAGAAGUUAUGGAGAGUGAAGAAUUUCUUCUUUUACCAGUUAGUCAGUUGGUAGAUAUCGUAUCCUCUGAUGAAUUAAAUGUGAGGACAGAAGAACAAGUUUUUAGCGCUGUGAUGAAUUGGGUUAAGUACAAUGUAACUGAAAGACGGCAGCAUUUAGCUCAAGUACUUCAACACGUAAGAUUACCGCUACUAAGCCCGAAAUUCUUAGUGGGUACUGUAGGAUCUGACUUGCUCGUCCGGUCAGAUGAUGCGUGUCGAGAUCUUGUAGAUGAGGCUAAAAACUAUCUUUUACUUCCUCAAGAGCGACCAUUAAUGCAGGGUCCAAGAACACGUCCUCGGAAACCAACAAGGAGAGGUGAAGUUUUAUUUGCUGUAGGUGGUUGGUGCUCUGGUGAUGCAAUAGCUUCAGUUGAGCGUUUUGAUCCAAAUACUGCUGAUUGGAAAAUGGUAGCACCGAUGAGUAAAAGAAGAUGCGGUGUUGGUGUUGCUGUUUUAAAUGAUUUACUUUAUGCGGUUGGUGGACAUGACGGUCAAAGUUAUUUAAACAGUAUAGAAAGAUAUGAUCCUCAAACGAAUCAAUGGUCGUGUGACGUUGCACCAACAACCUCAUGUAGAACUAGUGUUGGUGUAGCAGUUCUUGAUGGGUUUCUUUAUGCCGUUGGGGGUCAAGAUGGUGUACAAUGCUUGAAUCAUGUUGAAAGGUAUGAUCCCAAGGAAAAUAAAUGGUUUAAAGUAUCACCUAUGACAACCCGUCGGCUUGGAGUGGCUGUUGCUGUACUUGGUGGAUAUCUCUAUGCUAUUGGCGGAUCAGACGGACAAUCACCAUUAAAUACUGUGGAAAGGUAUGAUCCAAGACAAAACAAAUGGUCGCAAGUUUCACCAAUGUCCACUAGACGAAAACAUUUAGGUUGUGCUGUAUUUAACAAUCUCAUUUAUGCUGUGGGAGGAAGAGAUGAUUGCAUGGAAUUAUCAAGUGCUGAACGAUAUAAUCCACAUACUAAUUCUUGGAGUCCCAUCGUCGCUAUGACAUCUAGAAGAAGUGGAGUUGGUUUAGCCGUUGUUAAUGGUCAACUCUAUGCUGUUGGAGGCUUUGAUGGUACCGCUUAUCUGAAAACUAUAGAAGUUUAUGAUCCUGAACAAAAUCAGUGGAGAUUGUGUGGUUGUAUGAAUUAUAGAAGACUCGGAGGUGGUGUAGGCCUCAGGCCCCCCUCUUCGGCCUCGACGGCUGAAACACCUUUAACUCCUGUGACUCCUUCAACACCAUUAACACCGCUUUCAGGACCAUAUGUUCGUAAAUAA